Anopheles stephensi (Asian malaria mosquito) is the source of this 1289-nucleotide messenger RNA. RefSeq lists its product as uncharacterized. The record is from RefSeq and is a predicted model, not a curated record. NCBI's taxonomy places the organism in Eukaryota, Metazoa, Arthropoda, Insecta, Diptera, Culicidae. The transcript has a single exon. The coding region runs from base 26 to 1240 and encodes 404 amino acids.
CCAUGCCGAUACGCUAGUUUCCACGAUGGGUUCACAGGUUGCAAGACUAUGGGCGGCAGUGCUGCUGCUCGCCGCGCUGUACAGCUGUGAAGAAGCGGCAGUAAGUGUGCGACCACCAACACCGAACUCAUGUCUGUUCGAGGCGGGUGCCAUUUUUGAAGCACCACCGAUAACGUGCCGACCGCUGGUCGCCUGCGACGGGGAGCAGAUUCUCAAAGCGUACCUCAAGAUCAACGAGGCGUGCCGCAUCAAAGCAUCGGAACGGUUACAGGCGCGAGAGUACUUUCUGUAUCGCGUGAACUAUUGGCAGGAUGAUCAUGCCUUCCUGUUCAAUAACGUCAUCGAGUCGCACGCCAACCAUAUGGUCGUGCAGGACGCAGAACGUCUGAUGCAACUUCCCGCGAAGCUGGUUGACGAGCUUAACCUGAAGCUUUUAAUCUACAGCAUUGAGUCGGGCCGUACGCAGGACGCCCUGCUGCUCUACACCACCAUGAAGCACCAAUGGAAACCAUCCCAGCUGCUGGAUGAGAUCGAGCGUAACCCGAGCGGCGUCAAUGAAGUGCUCGUGCUGCACGUGCUCGACUUUGCCCGUGCCCUGCCGAUCAAGACCGUACGCGUCGAACUGUACAAAGCGCUGGUGGGUGUACUUCGGCGCCACAGGCUUAACGGCUCUUACGCCUCCCUGGUGUACGCCGGUGACGUGGUUGCCAUCUUUACCGCCCAGAAAGACAAAGACACGUACCUAUCCGCCCCGUACGGUGUGGUGCUGCACAGGCUGCGCAAUGAGCUCCGCCAGCUGCAGUUCGAUUUCAACGUGUGGGUGGCGAACAAAUUUCCUCGCCAUUACACCCAAUUCCUGACGGAAAUCUUCUUCUUCGUCCCACAAACGUGGUCAGCGAUCGAUAGGCGGCGCCUGUUCGAGAUAGCGAGCAUGUUCAAGGCGAAGGGCCACCGGUUUCAGGUGAUUGAGGUAUUCCUGAAGUACGCGAAACAGUACGACAGCCGUAACGUGGCGAAGCUCGUCGAAACGCUGCCGACGCUAGCGCUGGAGGUGGAUAAUCUUCGCCGAACGGUGGAGCAGACGGGCAACCAUAAGAACGAGGUAGAUCGAAUCAAGGCAAUACAGGAUCGGUUCAGUACGACCAGUUGGAAUAGGCGAAACUACCGCGCGUACCUGCACAUCAUGCGCACCCAGGGCAAGUUCGGCAAGAAGUAUUUGGCAAUGGAAAGCAAGGGCUAAGACUUUUCACUGAGCAAUAAAGAUGUACUGGGCUCUGAUGCAAGCAUAA